AUGGCGCCCGCCACCCGAAUCCGUACCUCCACUUCUUACAUCAAGGCCGAAGAUGACUGUCCCUCGACCCUACGAGCUCGCCUGCGCGACGAUCCUCCGCCAAAAGUCUCUCCCACCAAGCCUCCUCCAUCUCAGAGUCUCUACCAACAGCUUCAUGCCUCUCUAGGCAAUUACGAAAGUGCCCCCAAGCGAGGCAAAAUGGCAGUUCAGGAACCUGAAAGCAAUGACCCAGCUACCCAACUUCGAGAACAUCUCGAGAAAGCACACGUCCAAGUCCAAACCGAGAUUAAACGCUUCUCUGACGAAUCUUCAAAGACACUGACGCAAAGCCGAGAUCUCUACGCCAACAUCGAGUAUCCCCUGUCAAAAACCCUAUGCGACUCGGAAGAUCACCCCCGGGCAAGUAUCGAAGUCCACCUCAAUCGUCUCAAACAAGACAUCGCUGCGGCGAGGGAAGAAGUUCUUCGACUCGGAACUGAGUGGGAGGAAUGUUGUCGAACGGAAGAAGAUGCCUGGAAUGAGUUCAAAAAAGGUUUCGAAGACCGUGGUCGAGGAUCGAAAGGUGUGAGCAAGAAAGUGAACGCAGCAGCUGAGGACUUCAAAAAAGAAGCAAGGGGGAUUGUUGAGGCUAAUUGUCAACUGUUGGACGAGGUUGACCAGGACUUUAAACAAAAGAUUCAGGAAGAAACUCAAAGGAUAAUGGCGACUUUGCUCGCUGGUAUUUGA
Messenger RNA from Fusarium poae, 726 nucleotides. RefSeq lists its product as uncharacterized. The record is from RefSeq and is a predicted model, not a curated record. Lineage: Eukaryota; Fungi; Ascomycota; Sordariomycetes; Hypocreales; Nectriaceae. Bases 1 to 726 code for a protein of 241 amino acids. The transcript is spliced from 3 exons.